Camelina sativa (false flax) is the source of this 855-nucleotide messenger RNA. RefSeq names its product organelle RRM domain-containing protein 2, mitochondrial. The record is from RefSeq and is a predicted model, not a curated record. Gene Ontology annotation, molecular function: RNA binding. Gene Ontology annotation, biological process: mitochondrial mRNA modification. NCBI's taxonomy places the organism in Eukaryota, Viridiplantae, Streptophyta, Magnoliopsida, Brassicales, Brassicaceae. Gene Ontology annotation, cellular component: mitochondrion.
CCCUUUGCUUCUUCUCAAAAUAAUCCAAAUCAAUAGAUCUCUGCUUUUGAUUUUAGGGUUUUAGCCUUUUAAAGUUGAAACCUUUUUCCUUAAAAUCCCGAAGAAAGAAUCACUCAAUUGAAUCUAUGGCGAUGGCUAUGAGACUUCCAGCGAUAUCAAGAGCGGUGACGGAAGUUGCUUCGUCUCCGGUUGGUUUGAGACAGCUCUUCUGUUCAAACGCUUCAAAGUUCUCUUUUUUAUCUCCACAAGCUGAAACCCAAACACCUGCUCGCCCUCAGGCUGAACCUAGCACCAACCUCUUCGUCUCCGGGCUUAGUAAGCGCACUACUUCUGAAGGGCUUAGGACAGCUUUUGCUCAGUUUGGAGAAGUUGCUGAUGCUAAGGUUGUCACAGACAGAGUAUCAGGAUAUUCCAAAGGGUUUGGAUUUGUUAGAUACACCACCUUAGAAGAUUCGGCAAAAGGCAUAGCUGGAAUGGAUGGGAAGUUUCUUGACGGUUGGGUCAUAUUCGCAGAGUAUGCAAGACCAAGAGAACAAAUGCCGUCAUAUCAACCUCAGAACAACAUGUCUCGUCCUCCAUAUUAUGGUAACCGUUAGAGAGACAGCUUUGUUCGAUUCUUAUGAAUCUUCAUAUUCAUAUUUAUCCUUCAUUCUAUCUUCUUCUGUGAUCAAACUGUUGUCUAAGUGGCUUGUUAUUACUCUGGAAGUUGAGAAACUCGAAAUUAAUAUUUAUGAGUAAUAACCAAAAACUGUCAUUUACAAGACAAUGUUAAGUGUAAUGGGCUCUUUAAAGAGGAUGAUACGAGUAGUUCGCUUAUACGGCUAAGACACAAAGAUUUAAAACGUUGUCGUUUUA